Molecule: messenger RNA, 1877 nt
Organism: Chenopodium quinoa (quinoa)
Lineage: Eukaryota; Viridiplantae; Streptophyta; Magnoliopsida; Caryophyllales; Amaranthaceae
Product: E3 ubiquitin-protein ligase RING1-like
Exons: 2
Coding region: 459-1514 (351 amino acids)
Biological process (GO): protein ubiquitination
Cellular component (GO): cytoplasm
Molecular function (GO): ubiquitin protein ligase activity
Source: RefSeq, a predicted model, not a curated record
AUAAUUGUAAUCUUGCAUUGAAAAUUAAACUAGUACGAAGUAGGAGAUUAACUUUCUUCGUUUUCUUUUGCUUGACCUGCUUAAAUUUCACAAACUACAUAGUACAUGCGGAGUAAAAGAAGUUAAAUAUAUACAAAUAUAAAAUAAAUAAAAAAUAAAAAAGUCAAAGACGAAAGUAGCCCGUAGAACCUUCCGUAUGCGCAAGUCAAAGUAGACAAGAAUAGAGUAUUCGAGUUAGCAUCUGAGUUCUACCACACAUCAGACAAAAAUCUAGUAUCUUCCAGAAUUCUGUAGCAUUUUUUAUUUUAUUAUUCAACAAUAAAAUUCCCCAAUUACUACAAAUUCGACCCACAAAAAUUCCCAAAAUAUCUCUCUCUUCUUCAAAUCAAAAACCCCAAUUUCUAUUUCUUCACCAAUUUCCUCAAUUUUCUCCCUCCUCCCACAAAUUUUUCGAUCAAAUGUCGUCCGCCGGCGUAGCGGUGGCGCCGCCGCAAUCGUACUUCUGUUACCAAUGUAAUCGCACCGUAACCCUAACUCCGACGCCGAAUUCCGAUCUCUCUUGCCCUAAUUGCAGCGGUGGAUUUCUCGAAGAAUACGAUUCAAUUCCGCAAAACCCUAACCCUAAUCGUCUUUUCGGUUCUUCUGCUGCUGCUGUUUACCCUGAUCCUUUCUCUCUAUUCGCCGAUCCCCUUUUCACCACCGCCGUCUCUCGUGGGCCCGGCGGGCUGGGUGGGCCCGCUGUGUUCUCUUCGACGACGAUUGAUUUGCAAAACCCUAGAAAUUUCUCACCUUUUAUGUCACCUUCUUCGGGUUCUCCUGCUUUUAAUCCGUUUGAUUUUCUGCAGAAUUAUCUUCAGCAAAGUGGUGCUAAUGUUCAAUUUGUUGUUGAGAAUGAUCAGGGUGAUCCGAAUUUCCGGCUUCCGACCAAUUUUGGUGAUUAUUUUUUAGGGCCGGGUCUUGAACAGUUGAUCCAGCAGCUUGCUGAGAAUGAUCCGAAUCGAUACGGGACUCCCCCGGCUUCGAAACGGGCGAUUGAUGGUUUGCCCAAUGUUGUGAUCACUGCAGAGGUUGUGAAUUCGGAUUCUAAUUCGUGUGCUGUUUGUAAGAAUGAAUUUGAGGUUGAUUCGAGUGCAAAACAGAUGCCCUGCAAACACUUGUAUCAUUCUGAUUGUUUGAUCCCUUGGCUUCAGCUUCAUAAUUCUUGUCCUGUUUGCCGGUACGAGUUGCCUACCGAUGACCCGGAAUACGAUAAUCAAAGGGCGGGUGGUGGACAAGGUGGGAACUCUGAAGGGUCUUCAGAGAGUGGGAGUGGAAGUGGUGGAUCGCAGGGAGAAGGUAGAAAUAGUGAGAGGAGGUUCAGGAUCGCGUUGUCGUGGCCUUUUAGGAUGUUUGGUGGCUCUGAAGGGAAUAAUGGUGGUGAUAAUGGCGGUCCGGGCUCGGGGGCUCAGCAAGGUGGUAGUGGUGGUGGGGGUUGUGAUCAUGGUUCAGAGCCAAGGCAUGAAAGCUUGGAUUGAAGUUAAGAAAGGUUUAUGGCCAGAGCUUUGUAAUUUGAUUGUAACUCUCUCAAGCUCAUUUUUUGCAAGACUUUCGAGGAGGGUGCUGCACUUUGUGGACAUAAUUUAUCUUAUAUAUGUUUGAUACACAUCAAUUUAAGGUUAGAUUGGUAGCAAAAGGUUGCUAGAGAAGGAAGAGUGUUUUCAGUGUCGAUAUUAGCUGUUACUAUUUGGUCACUUUUGUUUGUACAAAAUUGUAUUUGAAAUCAAAUUGGCCUAAUAUUAAAACUGAUAUUGUGACAUUCCAUUAGUUAUAUUGACUUUGUGCUGAAGCUUUGAUCUACUUCUUUGAGAACGAGUUAAUGAUGAACAACGUUAUUGUAA